Molecule: messenger RNA, 405 nt
Organism: Geodia barretti
Lineage: Eukaryota; Metazoa; Porifera; Demospongiae; Tetractinellida; Geodiidae
Source: the annotation of a GenBank genome assembly
CGUCUCGUUGCUGAGGAAAUCGUACCACUGUUUGGUGUCCCGGACGCCUUGCUGUCUGACCGUGGAGCCAAUCUUCUGGCGCAUGUUAUGAAAGAUGUCUAGGGCCCCUCUGGAUGGACUGACAGAUGAGGACCCUGAUCAUUCUCCCAUGUCAGCUGAACCUAGCGUGGAACUGUCAACACCAAUGGAUGACUCUGAAGGAGGGCCACCGCAGACUGACCCUCCACUAACUGGAGAAGAUGAACCCAAUCCAGAACAGGUUCCUGAGAGUGUGGAAGAGCUGCAACCCAACAACAAACGUUAUGCACUGAGGGACCGCAUCCAUCAACGUCAGCCGCUGCGUCUGAUGGAAGUCAUUACAAGAGACAGGGACAGUUUGGGACGAACUGGCUGAAAAGGAGGGAG